Molecule: messenger RNA, 1776 nt
Organism: Plasmopara halstedii
Lineage: Eukaryota; Oomycota; Peronosporomycetes; Peronosporales; Peronosporaceae
Product: cleft lip and palate transmembrane family protein
Exons: 3
Coding region: 1-1776 (591 amino acids)
Cellular component (GO): endomembrane system; membrane
Source: RefSeq, a predicted model, not a curated record
AUGGCGGUAUUCAAGACGCUGCUAUCAUGGGUCACAUUCACUACAGUCUCCUGCGUUAUUUUUUUCGCAUAUAUGUCCAUCGUUGGCCAUAAUAUAUACCGGAUCAUGUACCCGGCUUUUCCAGAGUCUUCAAACACUCUAGACCCAUUGUGGGAAGAGGGUCAGCUACUGGGCGUAAACUUUUACUUAUCUGAUCGCAUCGAAUUGGACGCGACCGAAAAUUUUUAUGCUAAUGCGGUUCCAGUUGGAGGCUUCGAGUCGCUCACAUUUGACUGGGAAAGUUCCAACUUUAGACGCUUGGAUGUCAAUGUAUCUCGGCAAACAUUGAUAGAAAUGGCGGGUGACUCGAAAAAAGCGGACAAUAUUUGGAAUGCCCUUAAAGGGAAUGCAUCAGUGUUUCUACAGGUCCACGUUAGGCAAGCUCCAUUCUCGUCCAACCCGAAGGACCAGAAUCACAUCAAGUAUAGAAGUAUCUACAAAUCUUCAAACCUUAUCAAAUAUGCAACGAGUCCCAAUGCUAAAAAUUCUCGAUUAUUGUUGGCCCCUGUACAAGUGACUUCAUCAUCAAAUGUGCAAGAGAAAGCAGCAGUUACAUCCUAUUGGAAGACCGCAGUGGAUGUACAACUCGUGACAGAUUUCACGCGUUUUCCGAUCGACGGAUUGCCUCUGUUAGUUUAUAACAAUUUGAACUAUAUCCAACACCCAGAGGACAAUCGAUGGCGUUAUUUGCCGGCGCUUUCUAUAAACGAUAUGCCGCUGGCGCAACAUGAACUCGUGCCCUUAAACUCGACAUUAGACGAUGGCAGUAGUGGCGAAGUUAUUCUCCCACUGCGAUUGUCGUGGUCACCGCUGUCUUAUGCGCGCUGGCAGAUGCAGCUGACUUUUGCAUCUGCAUUUGUUUCGCAGGAAAAAAUGGGUGUGCCGUCGAGCGAUUUAGAUGCUUUACGCUCCAUGGUGACCGAUACUCAUCCGAUUCUUUUGACAAUCACAAUGAGCGUGGCACUCCUUCACAUACUUUUUGAUUGGCUAGCUUUUCGACAUGAUGUGAGCUACUGGCGUGCCAAAGGAGAUAACGUUGUGGGUGUCUCGCUUCGUGCCAUGGUUGCUGAAUUGGGUUCUCAAAUUGUUGUAUUGCUUUAUCUUAUCGAUCAAGACUCGACGCUGCUUGUCACAGGACCACAGUGCCUUAGCGUUGUGCUACUGAUCUGGAAAGUUACCAAGGUCCAACGUGCUCAGCGGCGGCUUCACAGUAAUCGGAAGGCAUCAGCUGAAGGAAUCGUUGACAAAAAUUUUACAAUGGAUGAACAUACCUUGCGUUUGUUAGAGGAGACGCAGCGCGCUGACUCGUUGGCUACGUCGCACAUGCUGUUCGUACUGACGCCUCUGGCUGCAGGAUAUGCCAUGUAUUCAUUGAUAUAUGUACCGCAUGCUGGCUGGUACACCUGGUUUCUUGAGUCCCUUACCACCACAGUGUACGCUUUGGGCUUCGUGUUCAUGCUUCCACAACUGGUCAUAAAUUAUCGGCUCAAAUCAGUAGCACAUCUUCAAUGGCGAUUGCUCAUCUAUCGCGCGCUAAACACAUUCAUUGACGACUUGUUCGCAUUUGUGAUCAAAAUGCCGACGCUACACCGAAUAUCGUGCUUUCGAGACGACAUUGUUUUUAUUGUGUAUCUAUACCAGCGGUGGAUUUAUCCAGUAGAUCUACAGCGACUGGAGGAUGAAGCUGAUGGAACUCCUGUACCAGUUGACCUUUCAAGCAAACCUCAUGGUGAAUAA